GUCCUGCAGCAUCUCCUCAUCCGGAGGAAAAACACGUCUGGGCGAGCUCCGGUGGAAAAGCGCCCCAGGCUGCGAUAGCCUAGAGAUCUUGGGGCUGCAGCUCUCGCUGCCUGGGGAGGGGGCCCGGGGGCGCCUGUGGAACCGGCUCCCUGCAGCUCUGCGGCCGCGCAGGGACCUCGGCUGUGUGCAAGGUGGCGGAGGAGGCUGGCCGGGUGCGAGCGGGAACCCAGCCUCAGCAUCUCCCACCUGCUCAGGACCACCGCGCAGCCAUGGGCUACCAGGAGCAGGAGCCUGUCAUCCCGCCGCAGGAUUGCCUUAUUCAAUGAAGCAAGCUGGGUUUCCUUUGGGAAUGUUGCUUUUAUUCUGGGUUUCAUAUGUUACAGACUUUUCCCUUGUUUUAUUGAUAAAAGGAGGGGCUCUCUCCGGAACAGACACCUACCAGUCUUUGGUCAAUAAAACCUUCGGGUUUCCAGGGUAUCUCCUCCUCUCCAUUCUUCAGUUUUUGUAUCCUUUUAUAGUUGAUCCUGAAAAUUUGUUUAUUGGUCGCCACUUCAUUAUUGGGCUUUCCACAGUUACCUUUACUCUGCCUUUAUCCUUGUACCGAGAUAUAGCAAAGCUUGGAAAGAUCUCCCUCAUCUCUACCGGUUUAACAGCUCUGAUUCUUGGAAUUGUAAUGGCGAGGACAGUUUCACUGGGUCCACACAUACCAAAAACAGAAGAUGCUUGGGUAUUUGCAAAGCCCAAUGCCAUUCAAGCGAUCGGGGUUAUGUCUUUUGCAUUUAUUUGCCACCAUAACUCCUUCUUAGUUUACAGUUCUUUGGAAGAACCCACAGUAGCUAAGUGGUCCCGCCUUAUCCAUAUGUCCAUCGUGAUUUCUGUAUUUAUCUGUAUAAUCUUUGCUACAUGUGGAUACUUGACAUUUACGGGCUUCACCCAAGGAGAUUUAUUUGAAAAUUACUGCAGAAAUGAUGACCUGGUAACAUUUGGAAGGUUUUGUUAUGGUGUCACUGUCAUUUUGACCUACCCAAUGGAAUGCUUUGUGACGAGAGAGGUGAUUGCCAAUGUGUUUUUUGGUGGGAAUCUUUCGUUGGUUUUCCACAUUGUUGUAACAGUGAUAGUCGUCACUGUAGCCAUGCUUGUUUCAUUGCUGAUUGACUGCCUUGGGAUAGUUUUAGAACUCAAUGGUGUGCUCUGUGCAAUUCCCCUCAUUUUUAUCAUUCCAUCAGCCUGUUAUCUGAAACUGUCUGAAGAACCAAAGACACACUCAGAUAAGAUUAUGUCCUGUGUUGUGCUUCCCAUUGGUGCCGUGGUGAUGGUUUUUGGAUUCGUCAUGGCGGUUACAAAUCCUCAAGACUGCACCCACGGGCAGGAAAUGUUCUACUGCUUUCCUGACAAUUUCUCUCUCACAAAUACCUCAGAUUCUCACGUUCAGCAGACAACACAACUUUCUAUUUUAAAUAUUAGUGUCUUUCAGUGAGUUGACUGCUUUAAAAAAAAAAAAUGUAUGUUUUCAUAGAAUUUAAACCACGUAACAUUUACAGAUGUUUUAGUCUCUAUUUAUGUUAUAAAAUUAUUAUUUUGGCAUUUA
Saimiri boliviensis boliviensis (Bolivian squirrel monkey) is the source of this 1588-nucleotide messenger RNA. The record is from RefSeq and is a predicted model, not a curated record. NCBI's taxonomy places the organism in Eukaryota, Metazoa, Chordata, Mammalia, Primates, Cebidae.